Molecule: messenger RNA, 1164 nt
Organism: Dovyalis caffra
Lineage: Eukaryota; Viridiplantae; Streptophyta; Magnoliopsida; Malpighiales; Salicaceae
Source: the annotation of a GenBank genome assembly
AUGACCCGACCCCUCAAACGCGAACCAGCCAUUAGUUCCCCUCCUGCUGGUGUUGGCAGCAGCAGCAGCAGUGUCAACAAUGGUGGAGCCGAAACGAGCGACAUGGACAGUCAAGAGGCCACUGAACGGAGACUUCUCCGUUCGCGUUACAGUGACGUGAAGAAGAUCAUUAUUGAUGAAAGAGAGGAUGUUGGAAGGGUUGAUUCUGAUAAGUUUAAUACCAUUAUCAAUCAAGUGGAGGACUUGCACAAAUUGGUGCAGAAACCUAGAGAACAAGUUGCUGAUGCAGAGGCUUUAUUGGAUAUAACAAACUCCUUGGUAGCCUCGGUUAAAGCACACGGAAAUGGAAUAACACCUUCGGAUUUCAUCAACUGUCUCCUUAGAGAGUUUGGCCGACAAGAUGGGCCUAGCACUAGUGCCGAGGGCAGCAAAAAUUCGGUUGCUUGGAAAGAUAUUGGAGUUGUUGUCUCACAUAUUUUCAGUAGUUGUCCUGGAUGCCACACCAUGGUUGGGCCAAUGGAUGCCGAGUUAAAGCAGUGGAAGGCUGUUGUUGGUAGAAGGCGUACAAGACCAACUGGAAGUGCUCGACCUGAAGAGGUCAAUGGCAGUGGUGCAAACGAGAGAACAGAUACUGACAAAAAUAUGGCAACUAUGUUUAGUAUUUUAAAGAAUAAAAGAAGUGUAAAGCUUGAAAAUUUGGUGUUGAAUAGAAAAUCCUUUUCACAGACAGUGGAGAAUUUGUUUGCUUUGUCAUUUCUAGUUAAAGAUGGACGGGCUGAAAUAAAAGUGAAUGAGAAUGGCUGGCAUCUUGUUUCUCCAAGGAAUGCACCUGAUGCUGGUAAAGUAGUCUCAAGGGAGGUAGCUUACCGGCACUUUGUCUUCAGAUUUGACUUCAAGGAUUGGAAGUUGAUGAUACCUACUGUUGAGGUGGGGAAGGAGCUAAUGCCAAAUAGGGAUCAAAUAAACAUGCCAACCGACAGUCAGUCAGAUCCAGUUGCUGUAGAAUCUCAAGGAGCAGGACCUACCACUCCCAUUCGGAAGUUCUCCAGGAACCGUGGCUUGGUUUUACAAGAGGAGACGGUUGUGGAAGACUCAUCUCCUGAAAGUGAGAAUACCCAUGUAAGGAUAGCUGCUAUUCGGAAAGGGAAGCGAAAAGUGAGAUGA